Molecule: messenger RNA, 1002 nt
Organism: Bombina bombina (fire-bellied toad)
Lineage: Eukaryota; Metazoa; Chordata; Amphibia; Anura; Bombinatoridae
Product: protein ERGIC-53-like
Exons: 8
Coding region: 54-773 (239 amino acids)
Source: RefSeq, a predicted model, not a curated record
GCCCGCGUAACCCCUCUGAGGAAGCGUUAGAUGACCAUGACGUGCUGUCCUUCAUGACUUAUAGCCUGAGUGAGACCUGGGAAGAGUCUCCAGCAAUGCAGGUCCCAAAUGAUGAGAAGAAAAAGUUUGAUAAAGAUUUUGACAAGUUCCAAAAAGAAUUAGAGAAACAGAUUAAAGACUUCCAGAAAACACACCCAAAACCAAAUGAGGAUGUAUUUGAAUCAGAAAAUCAGCGGGAGCUGGAGAUGGUUCUUGGUGGGCAGGCUCGAGUAUUGGAGGACCUGAGUGUUUUAAAAGAGAGACUAGAGAUGGCACUAGAAGAGCAGAAGAGAUACAGAGGCUUCCUCAUCAACUCUAAAACCAAUGAAACAACAACUGUGAAGGAGGAGCAUGUUCAUGAUGCCCUAGAGACUGUGAUGAAUGGGAUGCCAGAUCUUCUCUCCAUGCUGAAGGAGCUAAAAGGGGACAUUUCAAAGAUGACAGCCAAAGCCAAAGAACUAUAUCCCUCAGCGGAUAAAGAAAGCAGCACAAGUAAUUCAAAAAACAUUGCUUUGGAUGUCAAUGAGGAUUUUAACAAAAUCAAAAAAAGCCUACAAGGCUUAGUGAAAAAUACGGCGAGUGGGCACCAAUCUCCCUGUCCCUUGAACCCUUCUGUGACAUCUUGUGUUUCUGGUGGCAUGUUUGUCACGUUCCUUCUUUUCCAGACUCUAUGCACCGUGAUAUACAUGUUGUACAGUAGCAGAAAGAAUUCCGGCUCAAAGAAAUUCUACUGAUGGACGGACGUUUAUAGGAAUGAAAACAAAGGAUUCUGAAUAUGCUAAAAGCAUCCUAAGAAAUUGGACUCUCUAUUCACUAUUGAUUGUUUUAUAUAUUUAGGAAUGUGUAAUUAUUUGGAUAUUCAAACUAAUGUAGUUUUUUUUUACUUUGUAUAGAAACAUCCAUUUUACAAAAAAAAUACAAAAGUACCUUUAAAAUCAAAGCACAACUCUAAUAUUUUAGCAU